Messenger RNA from Osmerus eperlanus (European smelt), 9931 nucleotides. It is a transcript of the gene hivep2a, whose product is annotated as HIVEP zinc finger 2a. Gene Ontology annotation, molecular function: DNA-binding transcription factor activity, RNA polymerase II-specific; RNA polymerase II cis-regulatory region sequence-specific DNA binding. Bases 949 to 8025 code for a protein of 2358 amino acids. NCBI's taxonomy places the organism in Eukaryota, Metazoa, Chordata, Actinopteri, Osmeriformes, Osmeridae. Gene Ontology annotation, biological process: regulation of transcription by RNA polymerase II. The transcript is spliced from 10 exons. The record is from RefSeq and is a predicted model, not a curated record. Gene Ontology annotation, cellular component: nucleus.
CUCUCCCCGUGUCUCGCGCGCUCUCUCUCUCUCUCUCUGCUAUUCUAUUCUGGGAAGCUGUGCUUGGAAUAACCCCUAUGUGUGUUUCUCCUGAUCGCAACCUCCCUCUCAGUACAUGAUCUUGGGCGUCCCGAAUAACAGAGAAAUCCUGUCCAAAGACGAUUCAUUUUUACUGACUCUUACAGAACUUUUCGUUCUGAAGCGGCUGCACAAGGCUUCAGUGCGGCACGGAGAGGUCAUCGCGCAGUUGCUAUUUUUUGUGUUUUUAUUUUUAUCAGACUUUUUACACUUUGAUGUUUGGGUUUAUCUGACAACUACUGAAGUGUCAGGCGCCUUGACGUACGGCUGUCACCCCCUGGAAUAUUAUCGUGCGCGGCUUCUCGCACGGCGCUUUAAAUGUGACACGGGGGUGUGUCUGGAUUAGUGAACCAGGACCAGCCAAGACCAGCCAAAGUCAAACAACCGCAGAGGUUUGGGUGGCAUCUGAGGGCUGGCUGAAGGCUCCUGACCUCCUCCCUGCCCUCCUGACCCCACCAAACCACGGGAACCCCACAGCCAGAGGACUGGGAGAUCCCCAAGAAAAAAAAGAGUAAUCCUCAGAGGUCUGUCGGUCUUGUUGAAGAAACUUCAGCGGAAGCUGUGAGAAGAGGUACUUCAAGCACUUAAAAUCACACAAGCGCAAAGGAUUUUGAUCUUUUCGGUUGACAGAGCGGGUAAGAAGUCUCUAGUAUGAUUGACAGAGGGAAGGAGUUCUAAUGCUGACCUCUGACAGUCGUCAUCCCUCCAGAUUGGAACACCGUCCUAGCUGCUAUGGCAGAACCCUGUAUCUGACAACCCAAGCUGUGACAGCACUUGACAUGCCUGCUUGCCGCAGUUUAGACUUCUAACAGCCGACACUCCUAAGAGAACACCCCCUUCCCUCCUCCUCUAACCUACGUCAAGAGGACCAUGGAGCCUCGUGAACCCGCUGCUGCUCAGAAGGGCCCAUCGGAGGGGCGAGACAAGGCCCCGCUCCAGAGAAAAUGGGCGUCUGAGCCCUCGUCCGCGGGCUCCAAACGAAGCACUUUUGCUGACCCCAACGUCAAGCGCCACUCACACCUCGAGAGUUUACCUUGUGGCGCUGGCGCUGGUGUGGCACACAAAUAUGGCAGCGGAGGUGGUUCCAUGAAGCUGCUCUCCUCUACCAUUGGUCAGUCAUCUCAAGACAGUCAGUAUGCACAGGCCAAGGCCAAGCAUCAGGCCCAGGUCUUCCCCCAGGGCUACCCCUACCAGCUUGCCCAGCCCUACCCACAGCAACCCAUGCAGGAACGCUUCCUAUCCGGGGCCAAGCCCCAACCUGGUCUGGAGCCCCACGCCUGGCCCUUUGCUGGUCAACUGCCCUCAGAGGACCUCUACCCUGGACACUCCCGUCCACACGGAGCGGGAUUUCCACGGCAGAAGUCGCCCAGCCUGCCCAGCUCUUUCAGCCAGUACUCCCAGUCUGGCCCAGAGCCCCCGGAGGAGGGCUACAAGAAGGAACAGAAGCCCAAGAAGCCAGGGAAAUACAUCUGCCACUACUGUGGCAGGGCCUGCGCGAAACCCAGCGUUCUGAAGAAGCACAUCCGAUCUCACACUGGGGAGAGACCCUACCCCUGUGUGCCCUGUGGUUUCUCCUUCAAAACCAAGAGCAACCUGUACAAACACAGGAAGUCCCAUGCCCACGCCAUCAAGGCGGGGCUGGUGCCCUUCUCCGACAUAGGAGCAGGACGCGGGGAUGUGGAUCAGGCGUCCUCACUGGGGGAGGCCGAGGCACACUCAGACGGGGAACAGAGCACGGACACAGACGAGGAAGGAGUGGAGGCCUCCAUGCUCCUGGACAAAGGGAGUCCCAUCCCACAGAUCUCCUUUGAAUCUGACAAGAGAUCCAUGGACAAGGGAGGGGAACCAGCGUAUGCAGAUGCAGCGGAGGAGCUGGCAUUGAUGUCGAUGAAAGUGCCUAUUUUAAUUGUCCCCAAACAGGGGAUCCCCUCCACGGGCAUGGAGUGUCCUCCCUUCACCGACCUUAAGGGGGUGCACAUCAGCUCUCUGGUGGGUCGGGGAGGGGACGACUCACCCACCAUCAAGCAGCGCUUGGCCCUGAGGCUAGUAGAGAAGAAGGGGCAGGACUCUGAACAGUCUCUCAACCUCCUCAGCCCCCACAGUAAAGGCAGCACUGACUCUGGGUAUUUCUCCCGUUCCGAGAGCGCAGAGCAGCAGAUCAGCCCACCCAACACCAACGCUAAGUCCUACGAGGAAAUUAUGUUUGGUCGGACCUGGUACUAUCGGCCCAACUCCAGGUCCAGGCAAUCUAUCACCGUGGGGAUGGCUGGCCAGGACCCCAGCAUGGUCAGUCUGGGCAAGGCUGGCACCAUUCUUGAGGUUAGCAUGGGUAAGAUCUCUGAGGAUCACAUAUUCUUCAAGGGGGACUGCUUAGGAGAGGAUGGACAGCUGCUGCCAGGCGUUGACCCCAAGCAGUACCCUACAGGCCCCUGCCAAAGCAACACCGGGCUGUUGGAGGCCCCCAGCGACUCUGCAACUCUGAUCAGGAGCAACUCCAUGCCAACCUCGUCCCCCACCAACCUGAACGUGCCCCCGGGCAUCCGCGGCAGCCACUCCUUCGAUGAAAUGAUGACAUCGGACGAUGUCUUCUACCCAGGAAGCGGUCUGAGGAGGCUCAGGCGACAGGCUGCCUUUGAGCACUCUGCUCACGAAAGCCACGGAGAGACUGAUGUCUACGGAAACAUCCCCAGGAAUGCCCCCGGUUCUGUCGCACUUAAAAUGGGGGAACGCAGCUCGGGGCUGCCAGAACACCCUGCCUACAGCCCGUACGGUACCAAGGUAGGAGUGAUGGAGAACACCACACGUAAACGCAGGAAGGAGAAGAGUGUUGGGGAUGAGGAGGACAGUCCAGGACAUUGCGACAGCAGCUGUAGCGGCUCUGUGGAGAUGCUGGGGGACUAUGAUUGUAAACAGAGCAGUCAGGACAACUCAAGGGCCACCCCCUCCAUUUACAGUGCACAUAGCCAAUCAGACAGCUUUGACACAUGCACAAGUAUGUGUUCGGAGGACAUUGUUUUAGUCCCGGAAUCCGAUCGCAAGGCAGCCGGUAACGUCAUCUCAGUCAUUCAGCACACCAACUCCCUCAGCCGGCCAAACUCUUUUGAGAAAUCCGAAUCAUUUGAGCAACCCGUUUACCAGCAAGAUAAGCCCUCCACACAGUACUCUGAACAGUCCGAUGGUGAGAACAUUGAAAAUCAGGUCCAGAGUCCAGAGUCACUGUUGAGAACUGAGAGCAUGGAGCAGCAUCAACAGAGUGACAGCGAGCUAGCCGCUAAUGUGACAUCCACCGACCAGAGCUAUCACAUCCCCCACAAGCUGGUCCGGCAGCCCAACAUCCAAGUGCCUGAGAUCAGGGUGACAGAGGAACCAGACAAGCCCGAGAAAGAGCCGGAAGCUCCGGUGAAAGAACCGGAGAAGCACGUAGAGGAGUUCCAGUGGCCCCAACGCAGCGAGACCCUCUCCCAACUCCCCACUGAAAAGCUACCCCCGAAGAAGAAACGUCUGCGCCUGGCAGACCUGGAGCAUUCCUCUGGGGAGUCCAGCUUUGAGUCCACCUGCACAAGCCUGUCUCGCAGCCCAAGCCAGGAGAGUAACCUGUCCCAUUCCUCCAGCUUCUCCAUGUCCUUUGAGCGCGAGGAGGGCCUGAAAUCCGCCUCCCCCACCAAGCAGGAUGAAUUGGCCAGGCAGUCUGAGUUUCUGACCGUCCCAGGUAGUGGACAUUCCCUCUCCAUCCCUGGUCAACACCAGCAAAGGGAGAUGAGAAGGUCCUCGUCAGAGCAGGCUCCAUGCGCACUGCCUACAGAGGUACCUGAGAUACGUAGCAAGUCUUUUGACUAUGGGAGCCUGUCUACCUCCUCCAGACAGGGGGAAAUCUACUGCAGUGCGUCCGCUAUGAAGGAGAGGAGACGGGGCUACCUGGUCAGGCAGGCCUCUCUGAGUGUCUACACAGAGACAGUUGUCCACGAGGCAGGAGGAAUUGAGGUGGCCAUCAAACAGGAGCAUCCAGAUCACGGAGCCUCCCACACAGCCUGGCCAAGCCCCACUACCUCCUCUCACGGUGCUCCAACCAGUGAAGUAGCCAGGUCAAAGAGGCUCGGACAGACAAGCUUAGGGCCCCACCACCUUCAUUUGCAGCACAGUACUAGCGAGGACAGCCAGCAGGAGGAGCCCCCACUGUACCAGAGGCCCCCACGUCUGCCCGGCCAGGCUUCAACCGAGGGAGAGCAUUUGGGUCACGAGGUUAUGACACAGGAUGCGAUGCAGUAUUCAUCUCUCCAGGGGGGUCUGGCUUCGCUGCCCUUUUUGCCCAUGCAGCCCGGUCUCUUCUGGCAUCCAGAGUCCACCCAGAGACACAAGCAGCACCUGGCGUUCCAGACACACCCGCUCCACAAGCAGUUACAUAUCAGGCAGCCUAAUCUACCCCACGUACUCCAGCAGAAAGCCCAUGGCCCUGCCCAUCAAUCCAUACAGCAGAUACAGGAGCAGUGUGGCAGUAAAGGAGAUGGUGUCAACAAUGUUAACAGCGGUAGCAGCUACCCCUUCCCCUCCAGGCCCUCCCCCCAGAACUUAAGCCCGCUCCAUUCCCAGGUGUCCCUGACCACCACUAGCACCCUGCUCAUCCAGCAGGGCCAGCCCAUCUUUGCCACCCAGAAUGCAGGCUCCCAGGCCUCUUUGCCUCCCGGCCUCCGGGUCCCAGUCAGGAUCCAAACUCACGUGCCAUCCUACGGAAGUGUUACGUACACAAGUGUUUCUCAGAUGCUUGGCCCCCAUGGCCAGGAGUCCUGCUGCACUUCAGCAUCCCUCCUAGGCGGUUCUUCCAAAUCAGGGAUGGGCUUUAACCUGGCGCAGAUCCUGGGUCAGCCGGGAUACCCCCUAUGGAAGAGUCCAGAACCGUUGCCCGGGCGACUCAACACAGGGAUCCCGCUGUCUCUGACAUCGGGUACCAUCUCGACCACAGACGCCUCAUCCAGCCUGGGUGGCGGCAAGCGCAUGCUGUCCCCAGCUAGCAGCCUGGAGCUCUUCAUAGAAACCAAGCAGCAAAAGAGAGUGAAGGAGGAGAGGAUGUAUGGACAGAUUGUGAAGGAACUGAGCGCCGUUGAGCUAAGCACCUCCAAGGAGGAGAGGAGGUCAUUAAAGAGCGAAAGCUCCAUGGACGAUCUGGAGAGGAUGUCCUCCUCACCCCCGGUGGAUUUCCCUGACUCUAACAGGAUCCCAGUCCGUUCCUCAGCCUCCCACCUGCCCGAAGUGCCCCCAGUGGACAGCUUCACCCCCCCUCUGCAGAUCGUCACCGACUCCCCCAGCCAGAGGGACACGGAAGGGAGAGCCAGCUCACCAGAGGACCUGGAUGUGGAUGACUCCACUCGCGAGGCCAGCACCAGCCCCCAGUCCAUGGUCUCUCCCUCGGACACUCCCGACCCCCCAGACUCCAAGCACGCCCUGGCCAAUAAGAUCCCUGUCAACAUGCUGGUGCAGCUGGCUGCCAACCAGAGCGUGACGGCGAGAGGUGGCACCCUCCUCCUGACAGAUCUGGCGGACGUACACCAGCUAUUCCAGUUCCCCAGUCUGAGGACCACCACCAGUGUCUCCUGGUGCUUCCUAAACUACACCAAGCCCAACAACAGCCAGACCACGCCGCUGACGUCGGUCUACGGCUCUUGGUGCGUAAGCUCCUACAACCCCAACCCCCUGAGCCUGAGCACCAAGGCUAUGCUGGCGCUGCUGUGUUCCAAACAGAGGAGGAACACUGAGACCUACACCAUGGCUGCCAUGAGCAUACCUGGCGAGGGGAAGCUGGUUUCCUCCCUGGCCUGGAAACAGAGGAUUGAACAGGUAAAGCCAGAGCACAUGCAGACUGAUGUGAGCAAAUAUGGGAAGAAAAUGAAAAGCCAGAUGUCCCGGGAGAGGAGCAAGGAGGAGCAUGGGGAAAAGGAGAGCUCCUCCAAGCAGGCUGAGCCUACACGUAUCAAGAUCUUCGAAGGAGGGUACAAGUCCAACGAAGACUAUGUUUACGUACGCGGCCGAGGAAGGGGGAAGUACAUCUGUGAAGAGUGUGGCAUCCGCUGUAAGAAGCCAAGCAUGCUGAAGAAACACAUCCGAACGCACACCGAUGUCAGGCCCUACGUCUGCAAGUUUUGCAACUUUGCUUUCAAGACCAAAGGGAACCUGACCAAGCACAUGAAGUCCAAGGCCCACAUGAAGAAGUGUCUGGAACUGGGUGUGUCUGUUUCAUCUGUGGAGGAACUGGAAACAGAGGACGCAGAUAACCCUGAGGACGGCCAGAGGGAUUCUGGGAAGAUGGUGGGCAUCAUGUCGGAGCAUCAGUUUUCCGACGCAGACGACUCAGAUGGUGGUGAGGAGGACGGGGACGAGAUCGACGACGAUGACGAAGACGACGACGAGUACGACGGGGACUCCACCCCCAAGACACGCUCUCGUAGCACCAGCCCACUGCCGUACGGUCUGCCCCCCAAGCCGGAACCUUUGUUUGGCUACUUGACCACGCUGCCGAGCAUCCAGAUCACAUCUCUGUCAGCGGCCAACGAGUGUCCUGGGGGCCAGGGCCAGAUGGCGCAGUACCAGCGUCUCCUCCAGGGGGCGCUGGGCGAGGCCUACAGGAGUCGUCUGGACGUCCCCAGCUCCAUGGACGAGGACCCCCUCUGCACCGAGCACUCCUCCUUCGACCCAUCCUCCUCUCGCCUCUCCUCACCCGGCCUCGACUCCUCUCCACUCCGCGAGCCCUCCCCCACCUCCUGCACCUCCCGCCGGUACCUCUCCCCCCGGAGAGACCUCUCUCCCCGUGGCCGUCUCUCCCCCAGGCGAGACGCCUCUCCCCUCAGGCACAUCUCCCCAAAGAGAGACCUGGCCUUACGCCGUGACCUCUCACCCAGGGGUCACCUCUCACCUCUAUCUCACCCGGGAAGGCCCACCUCUCCAGGCAGGGACCUGGCAGUGCGCAGGGAACUGUCCCCGAGAAGCCGCCACAGGGGCAUGAUCAGACCUGUAUCGCCGCGUAGGGGCUCGCACCACCACAGCGCCCCAUGGAGUCUGGGUCAACACCUACCCACGGACUCACUGUCCAUGGGGGGCCAACGCAGCAGGAGUGCAGUGCACACGGACAAGGACCAGAGGAGGAAGGAGGGUAGCCAAGACUCCCCCAGCCCACCCCAUCAGGUUCUGUUCAGUCAUCUACCCCUCCACUCCCAGGUACAGCUGCGGUCACCCUUCCCCAUGAUUCCUAUUGGUGGAAUCCAGAUGGUCCACUCACUCCUGGGCCAGGCCCCUGGCCAUGCCCACCAGAGCCAGUCCCGCCUCCCGCUCCAGAAGAGUACCUCCGAGGAGUCGAAUGCCAGCGAGACUUCCUGUCACAUGGCCGAGGGCCAAGGGGUCAAGGGGUCACCGCCCUGCUCGUGUGACUCGCCCCAGCAACAGCAGGAGAGGAUGAUGACCUCGUCAUCCCCAGCCGGCCACUCGCCCGGGCUGGUCUCGGCAGCACCAGAGCGGACUUGUCAGGACGUGGCGGAGGGUCAGGACAAGAAGCAUCGGCACCAGCGGCAGGAAGAGAACAUCCACACGUGCACCAAAGCCAUCGCCUCGCUGUGUAUCGCCUCCGAGGAGUCCCUGUCCUCCUCCGCCUUCACGGACCCCCCACGCCGCUCCUCCUCUCCCCUCCCCGCCCCCCUGGAGAGCGGAGCCCCCCCCACCAGGAUUCAGCACUUUACUGGUUCCCCGGCCUUGUUGCCCCCCCACCCCUCCUGCGCUGACAACCCCCUGCCCAUCGCGUCGAAGCCCGGCGGAGGAUGCCCAAGCCUGGGCACAGCAGGGGGUCAGACCUCCCCCUACAGCCCAGGUCUGGAGGAGAGGGCCCUGGGUCAACAGUGCCCCGGAGACAGGCCAGCAAGCACAAAGAGAAGCAAAGAACUAUCACAGGAGGAUAGCUGGAACAGCUAGGAUAGCCCAGAGGUGGUGAACCUCAGUAAAAAGGGAGGGAAGACGUGCAAACAGAGAUCAGACCUUAUACACACAAAUUGUUUGUAAAAACACAAACAAACACAUUUUGAAAAAACACUGCAACACAUAGGAUGGAUCCACACACACAUUUUCGAACAUUUGGACAUACACACACUCACAUACUACUAGCAUGCCAAUGGACAUGCACACAGACACUCACACACACAAAGACAGAAAUAUACCCAAACACACCCGCAAACUCGAAAAAUGUCUUUAAACAAACAAAUUACAAUAAGUUGUAGUUUCAGUGUAUGUGUAUAGCAUGCCUUUUCUAUCCUGGUUUGCUAUUUUAACAAUUUGUUUCUUAUUUAAAGUUUCAGAUAAUAAACAUAUGGUAUAUAUGUUAACUUAUAUGAGCCUGACCAAAAUUGCUAAUGGCCUCUAGUCUGGUACGUUUGAAUGGACAGAUGUGUGUGCCUUUUCUUUACUUUGGUGCUUAUUAUUCUUAUAAGCAUAUUAAGCAGGAAGUUAAUGUAAAUAUAUCAAGUUUGUGUAUCAGCUUUGUAAUAAAUGCAAUUUACCUGUCUUUUUUGGACACCCCGAGUCUGAAUGAUGUGAAGUAUCAAUAUAUGUAAGGUUGCACUAAAACAUAUUUUUAUAUCAGUGAAAAUUAAAUGGCUUUUGUGUACAGCAGCAAUUCUAUAAUACUAUUUAUUGUAUCAUGUUUCUUAAAUUGUAAAUUUUUCUUAAUGUUGUGGAUGCCUUUUAUAUGUAAAGCAUGAGUUUUGCUAUCGCUUCCGUAGAACAACAAUAUGUACACUGUAAAAUGGCUUUAUAUGUUAGAAGUAUUUAUAUACAUCUGAGUGAUGCACUUUACUUGGAGGUAUAUACAUAUAGUUAAAUUGACAAGAGUAUAACUAGUAUAUGAAUAUAUAUACAGUAUAGAACAUAUAUCUGCACUUACGUUUUAGAUUGACACCCACAUACAGUAUGGUAGUUGUUCUAAAGGCUUGUACAUUUUCUUCUGUUGGCUGCAUUGGCUACAUUAUUAUAUAUUUUUUUUUUAUAUAUAAAGCAUAGCUCUGCUCAGCAUUAUGUGAAUGGAUAUGUGCACCUGUGCAUCUCUGUUUUUAAUUCAAUGCUUACUGAAGUAGUAGUUAAAUAUUAAAGAUAGGUUGAUCUUCUGUGAAUCACGUUGCUUGAAGUACUUGAUUUCUUGGUUAGUACAGGGAACAUUCCAAUGUAAAUAAUUGAAUGCCCUUAACACAUACACAGUAGAUGCAUACACAUACACAAGUACACACAUACACCUUCAUCUUUAUACAUGAGUUCGUCAUGGGGGCAUUGUCAUCAGUCCACUGAAUUGUCUUUUGUAACGGCUUGUUGUAAAAGAGAGCACACACACACACAACCCGGCGAACUAUGAAAAAUGCACCUUAAGUUUCCUACAAUGUGGGUUUGGUCCCAGAAUAUAUCAGUUUUGGAAUUGGGAUUUAGAAUCCAGUUGCUUUUAGGAACCUGUUUGUGAUUAAUCAUCCCUAAAGGAAUAGGAGUAUAAAACCAGUGCACUCGUGUGUAUAUCUGUAUUUUGUAUGGUGUGUAUACGAUCUAUGUCAUUUAACUCUUUGGACAUUUUUGUCAUUAGUCCCUUGUAUUCACUUAACUGAUUUAAACAUGUCUUUAAAAUCUAAGGUAUCGAAGCACAAAUAAUUGUAUAGAAACAAAAAAAGAAAAAAAAUGGUAAACCUUCAUAAAAAGGGUAACUUUAUGAUGUUCAGUGGAAAAAUACAAUAUCAUGUACGACCCCGGUUUCAAUGAAUCACAGUACAAGUGGGAAAAAAUAUGGAUUGUUGUUUUCAAAUAAAUAUGACUACAAUAAUAUAUGCAUGUUCUUUUUGCCAUCUGU